AUGAUUUCCGUAAACACGGCCAGUGCUAGAUCGUGUUAUGUUUGCAACUCUUCGGAGAGCUCGCACUGCUUGGCGAAAAUAGACCUUCAAACGACCCCUUUGCGGCCCUCAAUUUGCAAUGUUGCGGACGCCAAAUUCUGUAUCAAAACCACUGGGAUUUAUGGGAUUCACGUGACCAACCCAGCAAGGAAUUCUGGUGCAGGAAACGGUGGCAGUGAUUGGCUGACAAGGGUGUGGCUCGAGUGGUUCGCUUUCGAGCCAUCAGAACCUCUGAGCACUUUGUGA
Molecule: messenger RNA, 285 nt
Organism: Dicrocoelium dendriticum
Lineage: Eukaryota; Metazoa; Platyhelminthes; Trematoda; Plagiorchiida; Dicrocoeliidae
Source: the annotation of a GenBank genome assembly